GCCACAAAGAGGUUAAGGCAUCACACACUAGACCCCAAUUAAGUGGUGUUUUUGCUGUGUUUUUAUCUUUGUCGUUGUCGCAUCCUUUGACUCUUUGAUGUAAUCGAGGCCACUCCUUAUUUAUAUGGUUUUUGAUGAAAAUGGCUUCAACUUUUGUGAAAAAGAUGCUGUUGGGUCAUCGCUUGAUUCAAUCUUCCUCGCUCCUCACUCACCACCCACGAGUUCUCUCUUCUUUCUUUGGUAAGCGGCUGUUUUGUAUACGAUCUGUCGCAGCCUAUACGGCCCAAAAUACCAGAACUGGUUGGGCUCCUUGCAUGGCUUCUUCCAUAGAUGGUGGACGAGCUACAUAUUCAACGCAAUCUGCAUCUACGAAUGAGCCAGUUGUUUCUGUGGAUUGGCUUUAUGAUAACUUGAAGGAUCCUGAUAUGAAGGUGCUGGAUGCAUCCUGGUAUAUGCCAGAUGAGCAGAGGAAUCCAAUUCAAGAAUAUCAGGUUGCUCAUAUUCCUGGGGCCCUUUUCUUUGAUGUAGAUGGAAUAGCAGAUCAAACUACAAAUUUGCCACAUAUGUUGCCUUCAGAGGAAGCUUUUGCUGCUGCUGUUUCUGCUCUUGGCAUACAGAAUAAAAAUGACUUGGUUGUUUAUGAUGGCAAAGGAAUAUUUAGUGCAGCUCGAGUUUGGUGGAUGUUCCGAGUGUUUGGGCAUGACAGAAUUUGGGUAUUAGAUGGUGGCCUGCCAAGAUGGCGUGCAUCUGGUUAUGAUGUUGAAUCUAGUGCUUCGGGUGAUUCUAUUCUAAAAGCCAGUGCAGCAAGUGAGGCAAUAGAGAAAGUAUAUCAGGGACAAGCAGUUGGCCCAAUCACAUUUCAGACUAAAUUUCAGCCACAUCUUGUUUGGACCCUUGAUCAGAUAAAGAGAAACGUAGAGGAAAAAAGUCACCAACACAUAGAUGCCCGAUCAAAGCCCAGGUUUGAUGGAGCUGCUCCCGAGCCUCGAAAGGGAAUCAGAAGUGGUCAUGUACCCGGCAGCAAAUGCAUUCCUUUUCCCCAGGUGUUAGAUGGUGCACAGACAUUGUUACCAGCAGUUGAGCUUAAGAAGCGAUUUGAUCAAGAAGGUAUCUCUUUGGAAAGCCCAGUUGUGACUUCAUGUGGAACUGGUGUAACUGCUUGCAUUCUUGCAUUGGGUCUUCAUCGACUUGGAAAGUCUGAUGUUCCAGUUUAUGAUGGAUCUUGGACUGAAUGGGGAGCACAAUCUGAUACCCCUGUUGAAACUUCUUCAUAAAAGGGGACAAUACAGCUAGAUAGAUUAUCAUGGCACCAAAAAAGUAUCUGCAAGAGAAGGGGCUGUGUCUAGUUGUAUAACAUUUUGAGUACAACUGAGUCUUCUCUGCUUCAUUACUUUUUCUUGUUUUGGUUUAAUUGUGAUUGAAUUGCUAUUGUGUUCUAUGUCAAAUAUUAAUAACAUUAAAUCCUGUCAUAUGGAGCUUAGAAAAAUAAUGGUAGGAUUGUUCAAUAAUACAAGAUAGAAGUGGAAUUUC
This is a messenger RNA of Gastrolobium bilobum, 1530 nucleotides long. Its product is annotated as thiosulfate/3-mercaptopyruvate sulfurtransferase 2-like. The record is from RefSeq and is a predicted model, not a curated record. The transcript is spliced from 12 exons. Bases 135 to 1274 code for a protein of 379 amino acids. NCBI's taxonomy places the organism in Eukaryota, Viridiplantae, Streptophyta, Magnoliopsida, Fabales, Fabaceae. Gene Ontology annotation, cellular component: mitochondrion. Gene Ontology annotation, molecular function: thiosulfate-cyanide sulfurtransferase activity. Gene Ontology annotation, biological process: transsulfuration.